Molecule: messenger RNA, 1668 nt
Organism: Lodderomyces theae
Lineage: Eukaryota; Fungi; Ascomycota; Pichiomycetes; Serinales; Debaryomycetaceae
Gene: RTF1
Product: Rtf1p
Exons: 1
Coding region: 1-1668 (555 amino acids)
Cellular component (GO): Cdc73/Paf1 complex
Molecular function (GO): DNA binding; RNA polymerase II C-terminal domain phosphoserine binding
Source: RefSeq, a predicted model, not a curated record
AUGUCUGACUUAGAAGAUGACUUACUAGCUUUAGCGGGGGGUGAGGACUAUGAAUCAGAUGUCGGUUCCACUACCUCAAAGCGGAGUAACUUGGAGUACGAAGAUGAUGAUGAAGAUGAUACGAUUUUGGCGAAACGUCGUAAAGUUGGAUCGAGUGAGGGAUAUGACGGUCCAGAAAGUGAGGACGAGCCAGAAUUGGUGAACCCGUACCCUUUAGAAGGAAAGUAUAAGGAUGAGCAGGACCGUGAGGAGUUGGAGGCGAUGGAUGAAAUCAAGAGGGAAGAGAUUCUUUUCGAAAGGUCACAGGAAAUGGACAAGUUUAAAGAGCGUCAGUAUUUGCAACAGCGUAUGAAGGCGCAACGAGAGCCAAAACACGGUAGGAAUGAAAUUUUGAGAAGCUCUAUUCGUCAGAAGACCGGUGGUGCCAAGUCAAAGAAGGAGUCUAAAUUGAGUGAGUUGAAGAAGGAGAGAGAAAAGCAUACAAGGAGAAAGAGUAGGAGACAUGAUGAUUAUGAGGAGGAAUCGGAAGAAGAGGAAGAGGAUGAAGAAGUAGCUGGGGAUGAAGAUGGUGUGUUGCUGGAGGGUGAUGAGGAUGCAUACAAUGAUGAAAGCGAAGGUGAAGUUAUAUGGGGUGGCGUGUCAAAAACGAAACGCAAGAGACUGACGGAGUUGGCUAAGUUGGAAGACAUAAAUCGAAUCAAGUUGGGAAGAACAUUGUUAUCUCAAUAUUGUUAUCAUCCAGGCUUUGAUGAUGCGGUGUUGGACACAUAUGCCAAAGUUAAUCUUGGAGUCGACAAGGUGACUCAAACCCCAUUGUACAGGAUGGUGAAAAUUGUUGAUAUGAAGUCAAGGCCAGAAAAGGCGUAUCGAAUUGGCGGUUCAAAGUUUGAUUUAUACUUUAUGGUUAGCCAAAACAAGAAGCAACAAAAGGUUUUUCCCAUGAGUAUAUUUUCAGAUUCACCGAUAACACAAGAAGAAUUUGAUAGAUACUUACGGGAACUUGAUAAAACUGGCGAAGCCGUGGAUUUCCUUGAUGAUGUCAAUGAUAAAUAUAGUCAAUUGCAGGAUUUGUUCAACAAGGGGUUGACUGAUAAGGAUAUCAAUGAAAUGAUUGCUCGAAAACAGCGCAUGCAGCAAAAGAGCGGUAACUAUACAAGUUAUGAUGCAGUGAAAACCAAGGCCAAAUUGAUGGAUGAGUUGAAAAUAUCCAAACAACAGGGGAACUUACAAAGGAAUAAAGAGAUUAUUGAGCAAUUGAAAACCAUUGAGAGCGUGUUACAAGAUCAGGAUUCUAAUGCAAUGUCCAGUAGUAGUGGUGCUUCCGCGGUAGGAGGAGCAGCGGCAAGUAUAGCAAAAGUGAAUGAGAGAAAUCGUAAAUUGAAUCAAGAAAAUAUAAGAAAAGCUGAAAUCAAACUGAAGUCUGCUUUACAGAAUCAAUCGAGUCAGGAUGGGGAUCCAUUUUCAAGGUUGAAGACUGUUACACGAAUGUUUUAUCAAGAUUUAAUCAACGAAGAAAAUGCAAAAGCGUUGAAAGAUGUUAAUAUGCAAGAAUUGAUUAAUGAGAAAUCGAAACAAGAAGCUGAGAUUGCUAAAUCCACGUAUCGAGAUUUAGGAGAGAUGGAUAAGUUGAUCAAGCUGAUCGAUGUGGAUGUAGAGUUGUUUAUAUAA